CUGCGAAUUUGAAGGAUGACGGAGGCGUGGCAGCAGCAACAUGCAGUGGCUCCACCUUCGGUUGUGCACACACUCCCCCCGGGAACGGAAAACUCUCUGGGCUGCACAGUGUAUGGAGUGGUCCUGCAGCAAGAUGCCUCCAUGCAACAACAACCCCAGCACGGCCAGCAACUUACUGUUCAAGCCCAGCAGCCCUCCUUACAGGUAGGGGGCGAGAGAGGGCACAAGUGUGGAGCCUGUGGCCAUGACAUCUCUCACCUGGCCAACCCUCAUGAGCACCAGUGCAUGGUGAACCAAGACCGAUCCUUCCAGUGUACCCAGUGUAUGAAGAUCUUUAGCCAGGCUACGGACUUGCUGGAGCAUCAGUGUGUGCAGGUGGAGCAGAAGCCUUUUGUGUGCGGUGUCUGCAAGAUGGGCUUCUCUCUGCUCACCUCGCUGGCCCAGCAUCACAACUCGCACGGCAAUGGAAACAACCCAAUGAAAUGCUCCAUCUGUGAGAAAACAUACCGGCCAGGUUCUGGAAAUAACUCACCAACCUCGUCAGCUGCCAACCCCCAGCAGCCCUCCACUGGUGAGACGUCCAGUGACGGUGCAGCAAUCAGUGCCUCGUCUCCUCCUUCCUUUGAGGCCUCUGCACCAGACCGACCAUAUAAGUGCUCAGUGUGCCAUAAGUCCUUCAGGCAUUUGUCAGAGCUAACCCGCCACGAGAGAGUGCACACCGGUGAAAAGCCAUAUAAAUGUGACACUUGUGAUAAAAGUUUCAGCCAGUCUUCUCAUCUAGCGCACCACCAGCGGACACACAGCUCCGAGCGGCCGUACAAAUGUGCCGUGUGCGAGAAAAGCUUUAAGCACCGCUCUCACCUCGUGCGGCACAUGUACGCUCAUUCAGGCGAGCACCUCUUCAAGUGCAAUUUGUGUGAAAUGCACUUUAAGGAGUCAUCGGAGCUCCUGCACCAUCAGUGCCAGCCGGAAGGGGAGAGACCUUUCCGCUGUGGUUCUUGUGGAAAAAGCUUCAAACGCCCAUCUGAUCUGCGGCAGCAUGAACGCACGCACUCAGAGGAGCGACCUUUCCAGUGCGAGGAGUGUCAGAUGAGCUUCAAACAGCAGUACGCUCUCGUACGCCACCGACGCACACACAAAAAUCCAGCUGAUCGCCCCUUCAAGUGUAACCUCUGUGACAAGGGGUUCCUCCAGCCAUCCCACCUGCUUUACCACCAGCAGGUUCACGGCAUGGAAAGUCUGUUCAAGUGUGCGUCCUGCCAGAAGUCUUUCAGCCAGUCAGGAGAACUGCUAAGGCACAAAUGUGGCGGGGAGGUCGAGAAGCCCUACAAGUGCGAGGUGUGUGGCAAAGGUUACAAAAAGAAUUCAACGCUGCAGCGCCACCAGAACUCUCACUGCACAGAGAAGCCGCUGAAAUGCUCCCUGUGCGACAAGCGCUUUGUGUCUUCCUCCGAGUUUGUUCAGCACCGCUGUGACCCGACCCGCGAGAAGCCGCUGAAAUGUCCCGACUGUGAAAAACGCUUCAGGUACUCUUCCGAGCUGCAGCGCCACCGCCGAGUUCACACAGGGGAGAAGCCUUUCAAAUGCGCCAGCUGUGACAAGAGCUUCAAGCAACGCGAGCACCUGGCCAAGCACCAGAGCGUGCACUCGCGGGAGACACAGUUUAAGUGUGUGUGGUGCGGGGAGCGUUUUGUUGACCUCACAGCACUGCAGGAGCACACAGUCCAGCACACUGCUGAGGGGGAGAGUUUCCCUGAAGCACAAUGCAUCCCAUGAACUGAACUGCUCUACAGUCCUGGGGAGCAAACAUGACAUUCACCCUCGAAGGAACUUAUGCCAGCCUCCGCUCCCCCAUUUGUAGUGUAUAACAAAGAACCAUUAAUUAGUUUAAUGUUUUUGUUGAGUCAUGACUGAAUUCAUCCUCAUUCUUUGUUGUUUAUUCAUCGUCAAUAACCGUCUUAUUUUGGAACACAUGGAAAAAAACGAAUGAAAAAGGUGUAACAAUAUGGUAAGAUCUGGGUUUUGUUUUGUGCGGGACAUUAUUCUGUGGUUGCACGUGAUCGUCUGUUUUGUAACUGUUAAUUCUGUUGUUGAGAAUGAUGAAAAGACCUUCCAGACAGUGUGUGUGUGUGUGUGUGUGUGUGUGUGUGUGUGUGUGUGUGUGUGUGUGUGUGUGUGUGUGUGUGUGUGUGUGUGUGUGUGUGUGUGUGUGUGUGUGUGUCUAAGCUCCUCUGAGAUCCAUGUGCCUUUUUGCACCGAUUCAUUCUGUGUUUUUUUUCUUGACGUCACGUCCAGUUUUAGCCGAUAAUUCCCUCCCAUCCGUAUACAGCGGCUGGCUUGUGCAGCAGUAUCUUUUCACAUAUUAGAUCUUAGGUAGUAUCAUCUGUUUGUGCAUGCAUAUUUAUCACACUUUAAUAUCACUGUUGUAUUAUAGGUUUGGUUUAUUUAGGAAAACAUCCUAUGAAGAAGAAAAAAAGUGGAUUUGUGAAAAUGUAUAGCCCGUGUCCUAUGAACUCUGUGUUGUUGCAUCUUUGUAUUAAAACAAACGACAUAUAGGUAACUAACCCAUACCUUUCAUGUCAUACAAACACUUGACAUGUGCAAUAGAAUAUGCACAAUGUAAUAUUUAUGACUACUGAUUCAUGGCAUAGUCUACUCUGUUAUAUUAUAGAUUGUGUGUAUAAGCUUAUGUAAACAUUGAAAACUGUAUAGUGCUUAUGUUACCUGCUUUUGUAUUCACUAUGAAUGAGCUUGCAGUAUUUUGCAAGACAUUUUAGUUUCAAUUCCACAUGGAUUAUCGGAAGAUUUAACCCGACAAGACUUUAAAGCAUUAUAUAACUCACUUGCCACAAACUAGCUGCAUUAGUUACUGUGCGA
Notothenia coriiceps (black rockcod) is the source of this 2877-nucleotide messenger RNA. RefSeq names its product zinc finger protein 319a (gene znf319a). The record is from RefSeq and is a predicted model, not a curated record. The transcript has a single exon. The coding region runs from base 16 to 1776 and encodes 586 amino acids. Gene Ontology annotation, cellular component: nucleus. Lineage: Eukaryota; Metazoa; Chordata; Actinopteri; Perciformes; Nototheniidae. Gene Ontology annotation, biological process: regulation of transcription by RNA polymerase II. Gene Ontology annotation, molecular function: RNA polymerase II transcription regulatory region sequence-specific DNA binding; DNA-binding transcription factor activity, RNA polymerase II-specific.